This is a messenger RNA of Akanthomyces muscarius, 1293 nucleotides long. RefSeq lists its product as uncharacterized. The record is from RefSeq and is a predicted model, not a curated record. The transcript is spliced from 3 exons. Gene Ontology annotation, biological process: endosomal transport; vacuole organization. Gene Ontology annotation, molecular function: ATP binding; ATP hydrolysis activity. Lineage: Eukaryota; Fungi; Ascomycota; Sordariomycetes; Hypocreales; Cordycipitaceae. The coding region runs from base 1 to 1293 and encodes 430 amino acids.
AUGUCGACAAACUUCCGAGACCGCGCCAUCGCCGAGGUGCAAAAGGCUAUUGCGGCCGACCACAACAAGGAAUACCAAAAGGCCUUUGACCUGUACAUGUCCUCGAUGGAGCUGUGGGUCAAGGCGCUCAAGUGGGAAAAGAACAAGGCCCUCAAGGCCACCAUGCAAGAAAAGAUGGCGACGUACCUCGACCGCGCCGAGAAGCUCAAGCAGUUCCUGCAGGCCGAGGCUGACAACACCAACGGCGGCAAGGGCCUCAUGGGCGCCAACGGUGCCAGCGCUGGCGGCAAGGCCAAGGGCUCGAAUGACGACGACGACAACAAAAAGCUGAGAAACGCACUCUCGGGCGCGAUUCUGCAAGAGAGGCCGAACGUGCGGUGGGAGGAUAUUGCUGGUCUCGAAGCAGCCAAGGAGACGCUCAAGGAGGCUGUCGUCCUCCCCAUCAAAUUUCCAAGCCUCUUCCAGGGCAAGCGACAAGCGUGGAAAGGCAUCCUGCUCUACGGUCCUCCCGGUACCGGCAAGAGUUAUCUUGCCAAGGCUGUCGCGACAGAGGCAAACAGUACCUUUUUCAGUAUAAGCAGUUCGGAUCUGGUCAGCAAAUGGAUGGGUGAAAGCGAAAGACUCGUCAAGUUGCUGUUUUCCAUGGCGAGAGAGAACAAACCCUCCGUCAUCUUCAUUGACGAAAUCGACGCCCUGUGCGGCCCGCGCGGCGAGGGCGAGUCGGAAGCCUCGCGGCGCAUCAAGACGGAGAUCCUGGUCCAGAUGGACGGCGUCGGCAACGACAGCAAGGGCAUCCUCGUCCUCGGCGCCACCAACAUCCCCUGGCAGCUCGACGCCGCCAUCCGUCGACGCUUCCAGCGGCGCGUGCACAUUGGCCUGCCCGACCUCAACGGCCGCGCGCGCAUGUUCCGCCUCGCCAUUGGCGACACGGACACGGCGCUGCAGUCCAGCGACUACAACACGCUCGCCGCCAAGUCGGACGGCUUCUCCGGCAGCGACAUCGCCAACGUGGUCCAGCACGCCCUGAUGCGUCCCGUCCGAAAGAUUCUGCAAGCAACGCAUUUCAAAGCCGUCAUGAAAGACGGCAAUCGCAUGCUGACGCCAUGCUCACCAGGCGAUCCCGAGCAGAUUGAGAUGACGUACGACGACGUCAAGUCGGACGAGCUGCUCGCCCCCGACGUGGCUAUACAAGACUUUGAGGUCGCCCUCGAGGACUCGCACCCGACCGUGUCCAAGGACGACGUUGAGAAGCAAGUCGACUGGACAAACGAGUUUGGCAGUGAGGGUGCCUAA